This is a messenger RNA of Emiliania huxleyi CCMP1516, 696 nucleotides long. RefSeq lists its product as hypothetical. The coding region runs from base 1 to 696 and encodes 231 amino acids. Lineage: Eukaryota; Haptophyta; Isochrysidales; Noelaerhabdaceae. The transcript is spliced from 2 exons. The record is from RefSeq and is a predicted model, not a curated record.
AUGCUGGCCGCUCGCUCGGCGUCGCGGCUGCUGCCGCGGCGGGCUGUGGUCAUUGGCGGGCGUCGCGCGGCCUCCUCGCUGUACUGGCCCGACCCGUGGGGGCGACCCGCGUCCGAGGUGGGCGCCGCACGCCUCAUCGACCCGGGAGAGGUUGAUUCGUGGCAGUUUGGCCGGCAGGGAGGCGACCGCUCGCGGCCAGACGUGUGGGUGCGUGUGCGGCAGGAGAUGCCUGGCUACAUGUGCCCUGCCUGCCGCACCACCUUCCGCAAGUGGACGCAUCUUUUGGGGCACUGGCGGCUCACCAACCACGUGCCGGCACAGGCGCUGCUCACGCGCCUCGACAAGUCUGGCAAGCCGAUCGGCUGGCUGCGCCGGGCGAUGGCGGAGCAUAAGCUGCCGCCGUCGCGGCGCGAGACCGCGCGCCUGCUCCUGCUGCCGUACGGCGCGGCGCACCUGUGGCUCAGGCCGGCCGCCUUCCUGCUCCCGCCCGAGGAGGCCGCGCUGGAGCAGCUGCGCUUCGAGGAAGAGCUCAGCCGCGCGCCGCCCACCGCCUUGCGCCGCGCGCUGCUGACGCGCGAGCGCAAGGCGAUGGCCAGGAGAAGCGGCGGCGCGCGCCGGCCAGGCUGCCGUGGCGGCGAAGCAUCGGAGCGAUUGGAGUGCGAACGCCUGGCUCACGACCCUGGUGUCAUGUUGUAG